Striga hermonthica is the source of this 858-nucleotide messenger RNA. Lineage: Eukaryota; Viridiplantae; Streptophyta; Magnoliopsida; Lamiales; Orobanchaceae. The record is from the annotation of a GenBank genome assembly.
AUGGCGAGCGAGUCGAGCACAGGGUUUCACCAGCACCAUCGGCGAGGAAUGUCGGCCGGAGAGGUGGUUAGCGGCGGCUGCGAAUUGAUUCCGAUGGGAAGUUAUAUGUUCCCUAGAGGAGCAAUGGGUUUGGGGGGAAACAAUGAAGGGAUUGUUUUCCCGUCUCAGAAUUCUUCUUGUGCGACGACGUUUUUGGUGGAUUCCGUUCCUGGGUUGAAGCACGAUACGGGUUUGGCCACCGAGUGGUCCAUCGAUGAACAGUACACACUCGAGGAGGGGCUUGCAAGAUGUGCCCGUGAACCCAAUAUUUUGAGGUAUAUUAAAAUCGCAGCCACACUUCGGAACAAAACUGUACGAGAUGUUGCUCUUCGAUGUAGAUGGAUGACAAGAAAGCGAAGGAAACUCGAGGAUAUGAGAUUUGGGAUAAAAGAGAAGGACCUGAAGGAAAAAAUUGAGUUAUCUUUGAAGAAUGCCAUGUCUUCAGCAUCAUCGGUAAAGGUGGCUCCGUAUUCUUUGACUGCUAACCAUCAUGAUCCGAGUAAGUACAUUCUCUCAGGAGUGCUCAGUGGGAAAACAAGGCAUCUUUUGGAGGAAAAUUACCAGGCUUUUGUUCAAAUUUCUACCAAUCUUACGACUCUUAAGUUGCAGCAAAACAUGGACCUCUUUACCCGUACAAGGAACAACUUAACGACAAUUUUAAACGACAUGAGAAACAUGCCUGGGGUAAUGAGCCAAAUGCCUCCUCUUCCUGUUCUUUUGGAUGUGCAACUUGCAAAUAGUAUUCUUCCACUCUCGUCCAAGCCAAUGAGUUUGAGUUCAUCAGGUAUGAGAGUGUUGAAGCAAGAGCCAGACUGUUGA